UGGCACGAGAUUUGACGAGAUAUUGCGAGAAAAAAUAAGCGAUAACUUCCGGUUGUGAAAAGUAGACUAAAAGUAAUCAAGCCGAAACAGCAUAACGCAUAAUUGAUGAAUAACUUGUUUGCUUUUUGUAAUGACAGUGUUAUGAUUGAAUAAACAAAGAAAAUGAAUCCUGGGGAGCAGCCCCUGUUUUCAACGAAGGCACAUGUCUUCCAAAUUGAUCCAGAUACAAAGAAAAACUGGAUUCCGGCCACAAAACAAGCGACCAACAUUUCGUAUUACUAUGACAAUUCUCGUAACUCAUACAGAAUUAUUGGAGUAGAUGGCCAAAAGGCUGUUGUGAACAGUGUCAUCACACCAAAUAUGACUUUUACGAAAACCUCCCAGAAGUUUGGUCAGUGGUUGGAUCCACGAGCUAAUAUAGUUUACGGUCUCGGGUUCCCUACAGAGGUGGAUUUAACGAAGUUCAUUGAAAAAUUUAAAGAAAUUAAAGACUUAACUCGACAGAAUUCGUCACAGCUAAUUCAGGAAAUAAAUGGUGGUUCGGACAAUCAGACAGGAUCACCACUCAUUAACCAUAAAGUUCAUCAUUCACGUAACAGCAGUAUUUCAUCAAUUCAGUCUAGUGACAGUGGUAGUCUGCGGGAAAGACGGAACUCUUUAACUCAGGGAGGACAGAAUGCAACAACAACAUCCAAUAGUCAAACAGAAGUUCAACUCAAGUAUGAAAAUGAUCGAUUAAAACUCGCCCUUGCUCAAAGUUCAGGGAAUGCUAAGAAAUGGGAGGUAGAAUUACAAACUUUAAAAAAUAACAACGCUCGUUUAACAGCAGCGUUACAAGAAAGUACGUCUAAUGUUGACGAGUGGAAGAAACAGCUAGCAUCUUAUAAAGAAGACUGUAAUCGCCUUAAAACUAAGAUGUUAGAAAUGGAAGAAAGUCACCAGCAAAAAUUACAACAGGAAGUGAAGUCAUUACAACAGGAAGUUGAGCAGUUACAGCAGAUACAACAGUCGAAAGAUAAGGAGAUAGAUGAGUUAGUGUUAAAAUUCAACAAUAUGAGUAGUACAGACGAUAGCAAUACAGCGUUACAAUCUCGUAUUCAGACACUUGAAGAAGAAAAUCACGAUUUAUCAGUCAAAGUUGAAGAUCUGCAGAGAUUAUUGGGCGAAUCUCGCGUAUCUCAAGAUCGUGAAAACAGUGAUCUAAUCAAGUUACAGGAACAACUAGGUCACAAAGUGACGGAACUUUAUGAACUCCAUGAACAAAUAGUGUCCACGAUAAAAAAAGAAUCAAAUUCAUAGCGAUUGGAUACAACAUCAACAUGUGAUCAGCUUCCAAAUUUAUCAUUGACCGAUUUACUCUAGUUGUGAAAAUAGUGCAAGGAGCUGAAAAAAGAGGGUUUUGCUCAGAUGACACAGUUGUGAAUUUUGUUAUUUUUCCAAAGAUUUUGCAAUAAUUUUAAGAAUUUUGUUUAAAUUAUACAGUUGUGAAUUUCAACAUGGGUGAUCUGUUUAUUUCCAAGGAUUUUUGCAAUAAUUUUACGAUUUUUGUUUUCCUGAUGAGGUUGUGAAUUUAUACGUGGGUAAUUUUUUAAAGGAUUGUUUUUUUGGGGGGGUUUUGAUGUUAAAGCUAGUAAAGGGAGUGUUACAUUAAUUUAUUAUGAUGGGAUUUAAAAAGAAAAUCUGAUUUUGUCUGAUAUUUGAAACAUUUUCUUGAUCAUACAAAGUUAUGGCAAUUGGGCCUUAAACCCCGAUUCCCGCUCGAUAAAUUGAAUCCUGCUAGAUCGAAUAAGAUUUUUCUUUUCAAUUAAAAUCAAUUAACUGCCUCAAAAUUAUUUCAUUCUUUCCAAUGUUUAUAUUAGUCAACCCAACUAGGCAUUACUCUGUAUUUAUUGUUUCAAUUCAUCAAUUUUAUCGUAAAACAUGAGGCUCACUGGCGUCGAUUGAAAUGCAUCCUUCGUCAAACAAAGUCAAGUAAGAUAAAAUGAAAUGAAGACGGAUCAAGUGUUCAAAUGAAACCAGAUUUCAUACGAUUGAUGCCUAUGGGAUUGCACUCUAAUACAAAGUAGUCUCUUUUGUGCAACUGAUUUUAGAUCAGUGUAGGACAAGCGUCUCCUUUUGAUGACUUUUGCCGGUCAUUAAUGGGCUGGAUUUAAAAUUGACCAGCAGAGCAAAUUGGACUUUGGUCAAAACCCUUGUUCAUUGCAGUGUUUAAUAAGGGUAAUUGGAAUGGUGGUAUUCAUUUUGGUAUAUACAGCCCAGGGAUCUUAAUCGGCUGAUUUUGAUAUUUGAAAAUUAGCACAGUUAGUUGUUCAGAUUUGUCAGAUUUGGUACAUAUAACUGUCAAACCUCUACCAAGAUAAAUUGUUUCAAUGGCAUUUAGUAAUUGAAAUGGAGUAUACAGGUCACAAUUCUAUUGAAUACAAUCACUGCUUAUUACUGACUAGAGCCGCUCAGUGAUAAGCAGUAAUUGUAUUCCAUAGAAAUGUGACUACCAAGAUACAUUUCACUGUGGUAGAUUCCUUUGUAUUCAUUUCUAUCUUAGUCUAAGCUGGAACUCUUUAAGAUUACAGACCUUCAAUGUUGAUUGUG
Patella vulgata (common limpet) is the source of this 2589-nucleotide messenger RNA. Its product is annotated as homer protein homolog 2. Gene Ontology annotation, molecular function: G protein-coupled glutamate receptor binding. The coding region runs from base 163 to 1299 and encodes 378 amino acids. Gene Ontology annotation, biological process: G protein-coupled glutamate receptor signaling pathway; regulation of store-operated calcium entry. The record is from RefSeq and is a predicted model, not a curated record. NCBI's taxonomy places the organism in Eukaryota, Metazoa, Mollusca, Gastropoda, Patellidae. The transcript is spliced from 9 exons. Gene Ontology annotation, cellular component: cytoplasm; plasma membrane.